Messenger RNA from Polistes canadensis, 1277 nucleotides. RefSeq lists its product as uncharacterized. The record is from RefSeq and is a predicted model, not a curated record. The transcript has 4 exons. Gene Ontology annotation, molecular function: protein kinase binding. NCBI's taxonomy places the organism in Eukaryota, Metazoa, Arthropoda, Insecta, Hymenoptera, Vespidae. Gene Ontology annotation, biological process: autophagy of mitochondrion; positive regulation of autophagy of mitochondrion. The coding region runs from base 108 to 935 and encodes 275 amino acids.
UCUGUAUCGAAUGUUCUACCGUGCGUGAUUAAAUUUUGAGGUUAGGAUAUUCUCUCAUUCGAUUAAAAAUAACAAAUAUAUUUUGAUCAUAUAUAGACAAAGUUAGUAUGUCUGUCAUAUUACCGUUAUCGCUGGAGGAUUAUUUAGAAAAAUUGGACGAAACAACAACUCGACAUGAGUAUUUCCUCGCUUUGUUUGUUGUUCUUUUCUCAGAAUGUGGUUUUUAUGUACUAGAAGAAACAUCUUCUGGCAACAAAAAAAAGCAAUUUACACCACCAAGUCAAUGGAAGGUUAGGGAAGAUACAUAUGAAAUCAAACUCGUGUUGAACGAUCUACCUAAUGUGGUAUGCAAAUUAAUUGCCAUAUCUUCCGGAGAUAGAUUAAUUCUUAAUUUCUUUUCUACUGCAAAAGAAAGGAAUAUAUAUAGUCUUGCCCUAAGAAUUACCAAAUAUAUGAAUCCUUAUCCACACCACAUUAAUGAUCGCUUUAUGAACCUUAAGGAAAUAUCGGAUAGGUUCAAAAAUGAAAUAAUUAUGGGAGUACGAUCAGAUAUUUUAACAGAAGCUGGUAUUACCAAUCCUAGUCUUCAGGGUUUACCUAUAGAAUUGAAAUUUAAGAUUCUGGCAAUGUUAGAUGCUCGUUCAUUAACAAGGCUUUCACAGUGCUCCUAUCAAUUUAACAUGUUAUGUAAAGAAUCAUGGUUAUGGCAAAGAUUGUUCGAAAAAGAUUUUAGAGAAAAACAAGAAAAAUCACAUGAAAAUUGGUUUAUGGCCUAUCGAACAAAAUAUUUGGAAUCCAAAGCAUAUGAAAUUAACAUCGAACGAAUUUUCAAUCACCGUCCCGGAUAUGCUUCAUCUUGGGUAUAUUUAUUAAAUAUAAAGUACCAACGUAGAAUAAUGUUGGGACAAUGUGAAAUAAAAUAUCUCUCCACUUAAUAGAGUUGGUUCCAUGAACGGUUUAUCUACCGGGACAUAUGACAUAUUAGGAGUGUAAAUGGAAACAACAUAAAUAGAACCACGAAAAGCCAUUUAAAAUAAGGAUCUGCUCCGUAUUUUCAAAUAUGUAUUACGAAAUAAAUUGGAGAUUAUUUGAAUCUGUGUUUUCACACAAUGCAUCAUAAUGAUAUAUGAACUGUGGACUCAAGCGCAUUAAAGUGAAUCCAUGUAAAUGGAGGGAUCACUGUACAUAUAUUGUACUUAUUCUAUAAUGUAAACAAUAUUUUAUAAAUAUUUUCUUAGUUAUAAUGAAUAAUAAUAAAAUAAGAACCAAAAUAUUUU